Messenger RNA from Fusarium venenatum, 321 nucleotides. RefSeq lists its product as uncharacterized. The record is from RefSeq and is a predicted model, not a curated record. Lineage: Eukaryota; Fungi; Ascomycota; Sordariomycetes; Hypocreales; Nectriaceae.
AUGGCUGAAGAGGGUUCUUCGCAAGCCACUUGGUACCAUUCAACUGGUGGGCCAACCCAAGGUAAGCAUUACACUGUUGUAAUCGAAAACAAGCGAUUCAACAGCCAUGAAAUCGAGAAGUGCCAUCUCAUCGGUGAGAUCUCUCCCAAAGACAAGAACAAGAUCAAGUCUACGGCCCAGCGAACUUCUGCAUUACGCUGCCAGAGGUGGGUCGUCAACGUCCUUGAGGACCUUGAGAAGCGAGGCAUCGUUCCUCUCGGGACUGCAUCUGAUUGGGAUGCUGCCACUGAGGAUAGUCCGUACAUGACGAUGGCGUUCUAG